This is a messenger RNA of Syngnathus typhle (broad-nosed pipefish), 1280 nucleotides long. It is a transcript of the gene mtap, whose product is annotated as methylthioadenosine phosphorylase. Gene Ontology annotation, cellular component: cytosol. Lineage: Eukaryota; Metazoa; Chordata; Actinopteri; Syngnathiformes; Syngnathidae. The record is from RefSeq and is a predicted model, not a curated record. Gene Ontology annotation, molecular function: S-methyl-5-thioadenosine phosphorylase activity. The transcript is spliced from 8 exons. The coding region runs from base 134 to 976 and encodes 280 amino acids. Gene Ontology annotation, biological process: nucleoside metabolic process.
UUGAGCUUUUACUUUGAAAGGCAUGUUUAAACCAGGAAGAGAAAUGUCGCUUGCCACGUGAAGUACUGCGGAAGCUUCAACUUGCUGCCUUCGUAAUUCGCUUUCAUAAUCAUUAUUAUUGAACAAUCACGCGAUGUCUUCUUUGCUACCUGUAAAGAUUGGAAUAAUCGGCGGUUCGGGCCUUGACGAUCCUGAUAUACUGGAGGGAAGAACCGAACGUUAUGUUGACACGCCGUACGGAAAGCCAUCCGAUGCCUUGAUACUAGGAAAAAUAAAAAAUGUUGAAUGUGUCCUCCUCGCAAGACAUGGAAGACAACACACCAUCAUGCCAUCUAACAUCAACUACCAGGCCAACAUCUGGGCGCUGAAGGAAGAGGGCUGCACACAUCUCCUGGUCACCACGGCGUGCGGAUCCCUGCGAGAGGAGAUCCAACCUGGCGACAUCGUCAUCAUCGAUCAAUUCAUCGACCGGACCAGCAAGAGAGCGCAGACGCUUUACGACGGUCAGCCGACCAGUCCUCCAGGCGUGUGUCACAUUCCCAUGGCUGAGCCUUUCUGCAACAAGACCAGAGAGUUGCUCGUGGAGGUGGCGCGAAGUCUUGGCAUCAAGUGCCACGUGAGGGGCACCAUGCUCAGCAUCGAGGGGCCCCGCUUCUCGUCGCGGGCUGAGAGCCUGAUGUUUCGCCAGUGGGGCGCCGACGUCAUCAACAUGACCACGGUGCCCGAGGUGGUCCUUGCCAAGGAGGCGGGUUUGUGCUACGCCAGCAUUGCCAUGGCGACGGACUACGACUGCUGGAAGGAGCACGAGGAGGCGGUCUGUGUGGACAACGUGAUGAAGACCAUGAAAGAGAACGCCAACAAAGCCAGCAGCCUCCUGCUGACCGUCAUUCCUCAGAUCAGCCAGGUGGACUGGAGCCAGAGCAGAACCUUGUUGAAGGCCAUGGCCCAGUCGUCAGUGAUGUUGCCCAAACAUUGAACCCCAAAAAAAGGAAAGGAAAAGCCAAGCUUGCCAUCUUAAGCGAAUCGAACUAGUUUGUGGUUUUGUAUCGCCACAAGUUAAGGACUGCUCCCAGUUUGACGUUAAUCGGACAUUUUCACUAGAUAUUAUUUUAUUUUUGGAUGUUUUACAUGUGUAUGAUGUCUACAUUUUUAUAUGGGUUUGUUUUUAAUAGACAGAUUGAAGUUGAAGCUUUUUUUUAGAUGGAGCUUUCCCCGCUUCUGAAAUUGAAUCCUUACUAAAUCUGUGUCGAUGCAUUAAAAAAAAAAAAUCUGUUCACCAA